AUGGGACUAUUCCCACCUUCAUACAAGAACCUGUACAUUAUGGUCGCAGUGGAUUAUGUCUCAAAGUGGGUGGAGGCAAUCGCCAGCCCCACUAAUGAUGCGCGUGUUGUGACCAAGAUGUUCAAAUCUAUCAUCUUUCCAAGGUUUGGAGUACCUAGGGUGGUCAUAAGCGAUGGAGGCACCUACUUCAUCAAUAAGGUCUUCCAAGGCCUCUUGAAAAAGAAAGGUGUCAAGCAUAAAGUUGCAACCGCAUAUCACCCUCAAACAAGUGGCCAAGUGGAAGUGUCUAAUAGAGAGAUCAAGAGCAUCUUGCAGAAAACAGUCGGCACUACACGCAAGGACUGCCUUCAGACGCCACUAGGGACCACUCCAUAUCACCUGGUCUAUGGCAAGGCUUGUCAUCUCCAUGUGGAACUAGAGUACAAGGCGACAUGGGCUGUCAAACUGCUCAACUUCGAUAUCAAAUCAGCCAAGGAGAGGCACUCCAUCCAGAUUCACGAGCUAGAAGAGAUCAUGCAUAUGGCUUAUGAGAGCACAAAGAUCUACAAAGAAAAGACCAAGGCAUAUCAUGACAAGCAGAUCAUCAGCAGAAGCUUUGAACCGAAUGAUCAGGUCCUGCUCUUCAACACCAGGCUGAAGCUGUUCCCAGGAAAGCUGAAGUCAAGAUGGUCUGGGCCGUUCACCAUCAAGGAGGUCCGGCCAUAUGGAGCAGUUGUGUUGCUGGACACAAACGGAGGAGAGUUUGUUGUUAAUGGACAGCGUCUCAAGCCAUACCUUGCUGAAACAACAAUCGCAGACGGUGAAGAAAUUCCCUUUAGCGAUCCCUCCACAGCCUAA
Brassica napus (rape) is the source of this 837-nucleotide messenger RNA. RefSeq lists its product as uncharacterized. The transcript has 2 exons. Bases 1 to 837 code for a protein of 278 amino acids. Lineage: Eukaryota; Viridiplantae; Streptophyta; Magnoliopsida; Brassicales; Brassicaceae. The record is from RefSeq and is a predicted model, not a curated record. Gene Ontology annotation, molecular function: nucleic acid binding. Gene Ontology annotation, biological process: DNA integration.